UGUACGAGAGAGAGGCUCCCUUAUUCUGUGCCUCCUAACACAGAGACGGCUAUAUAGCACAGCCUCUACUCCUUGUGCUUGACUCAAGUUUGGGACGGCAGCUUCUCACCAGAGGGUUUCUUCCUUCGCUUCGUGGACCACGGGAUAGCUUUUUGCACUGGGGUCGCCAUGGCCAAGAAGAGGAUUGCGGUCAUUGGAGCAGGGGCGAGCGGCUUAGUCUCCAUCAAGUGCUGCUUGGAUGAGGAUAUGGAGCCCGUGUGCUUUGAGAUGAGCAGCGACAUCGGGGGGCUCUGGAGAUUCGAGGAGAAACUCGAGGAAGGCCGGGCCAGUAUUUACAGAUCCGUGAUCAUCAACACCUCCAAAGAGAUGAUGUGCUACAGCGACUUCCCCAUCCCAGAUGACUACCCCAACUACAUGCACAACUCCAAGAUCAUGGAAUACUUCCGGCAGUACGCCAAGCACUUUGACCUUCUGAAGUACAUCCACUUCAGGACUAAAGUUUGUAACAUCAGCAAGAGUCCAGACUUCGCUGAAACGGGCCAGUGGAAUGUUAUCACUGAGACCAAUGAGAAACAGGAGUCAUCUGUUUUCGAUGGGAUCAUGGUUUGCACCGGCCACCAUACCAAUGCCUACCUGCCACUGCACUCUUUCCCAGGCAUAGAAAAAUUCAAGGGGCGCUACUUCCACAGCCGCGAUUAUAAGGACCCCAGUGAGUUCAUGGGGAAAAGGGUUAUUGUGGUUGGCACAGGGAAUUCGGGAGUGGAUAUUGCUGUUGAGAUCAGCCAAGUGGCCAACCAGGUUUUCCUUAGCACCAGGCGUGGGGCAUGGAUCAUGAAUCGUGUCUGGGAUGGUGGAGAGCCCCAAGAUCUUAUUCUUAACCGACGAAUUUUCCAUUCCUUCUACAGACACACUUUCAUUCGUAAUUCUGUGCACUUUCUAGUACAGAAAAAAAUAAACAAAAAGUUCGACCACACCAUGUAUGGACUCCAGCCUCAACACAGUCUUUUCAGUCAGCAUCCAACCAUCAAUGAUGACCUCCCAAACCGCAUUAUUUCUGGCAGAGUGAUGGUGAAACCAAACAUCAAGGAGUUCACUGGAACAUCCGUCCUCUUUGAUGAUGGCAGCAAGGAGGACAAUAUUGAUUUUGUCGUAUUUGCCACGGGAUACAGUUUCUCUUUCCCCUUCCUUGGGAAUACCCUCUCAGUAACUAAUAACCAGGUCACCUUGUAUAAAUUUGUCUUCCCACCUCACUUGGAGAAGCCGACCUUGGCUAUCAUUGGCCUUGUCCAGCCUCUGGGGGCCAUCAUGCCCAUUUCAGAAAUGCAGGCUCGCUGGGUUACACGUGUGUUUAAAGGGCUGUGUAAGCUGCCUUCGGCAAGUGACAUGUUGAAGGACAUUCACUUCAAGCAAGCUGAAAUGGCCAAACGGUAUGUGACAAGUCCACGGCACACAAUCCAAGUGGAUUAUAUUGAAUACAUGGAUGAGAUAGCUGCUCUAAUACCUGUGAAUGUCAAUAUAUGGCUCCUUUUCCUCACGGAUCCCAAGCUGGCCUGGCAGGUUUUCUUUGGGCCGUGCACGCCGUAUCAGUACCGCCUACAAGGACCAGGAAAAUGGGGCAACGCCAGAAAAGCUAUCCUGACCCAACGCGAGCGGAUCCUGAAGCCCUUUAUGACCAGGGUAGUGUCUAAUUCCCUCAGUCACUCCAAACAGCCAUCUGUCUUUAAGGCAUUUGUAGUAGUUGCUCUAGUUACUGCAUUGCUUGGAUGGUUCGAAACAUUGUCUUCCUUUAUUAUAUAGUGAUAUUCUGAGGACAACUGAGAUUUUCUGCUUUGGACAUUAUUAUUAUUAUUUGGUCUGGGGUGGGAAGGGGAGAGAUUCUCUUUUAUGGUGAUAACAGCAUCUUUUUAAAUAAAAGUCUGCAACAUGCAUAUAGGUGCAUACACACACAAUAAAAUGUGAUAUUUAACUUUCUGAAUUUCAAGUCUGAAAAGCUGGUGCAUAAUAUCCAUAUUGUACAUUAAUUCCAUGUGGUCAAUAAAUGUCUGCCACGUAUUCUCAGUGGCUGCUGUGACUU
Messenger RNA from Gekko japonicus, 2074 nucleotides. Its product is annotated as dimethylaniline monooxygenase [N-oxide-forming] 5-like. The transcript is spliced from 8 exons. NCBI's taxonomy places the organism in Eukaryota, Metazoa, Chordata, Lepidosauria, Squamata, Gekkonidae. Gene Ontology annotation, molecular function: flavin adenine dinucleotide binding; N,N-dimethylaniline monooxygenase activity; NADP binding. The record is from RefSeq and is a predicted model, not a curated record. The coding region runs from base 169 to 1797 and encodes 542 amino acids.